AUGUUGGAUAACCGACUCAACAGCUUGAGACCCAAAUUCUUGGAGCAACUGGAUCUGAGCGACAAGUAUGGAUUUGUGAGACUCGGCACAAAAGAGGAGUUUCUCGAUUUGCGUCAUCAGUUUGUGCAUGGUUCGUAUAUUCAGCUUGUAUCUGAACGGUCUAGACCCGAAGCAUUCAUUGACAGGUCAGCACCUGAGGAGUUUGUACUGACUGACCCUGGUAUUGUUGACAUAAAAACUGUCAAAGUGGGUAUUAUCUACCGCCUGGAAGAAUCAUCCAAACUUGGACUUUAUUCGACAAAAGUAUGGAAAGAGUGGGGUGCUAUUCUCACGGCCUCGCAGCUCUAUCUAUUCAAGGAUGUUGGGUGGAUCAAGUCAGUUUUGAUCAAGCAAGAAACAGCCUCUCAAACGUCAGCUGUUGAUUCGCACACGUUGGGAACCAGCAUUAUCAGAGUUCCAAUCGAUGGGUUUCACCCUAGCGUUGUAGUGUCAACCAAAAACAUGGUGGCUUUAACUAGCUACCUCUCUGAUCGUCAAAAGCAUUCAUUCUUUGUUGGAUCUGGAUCUUCUGCAGAGACGAAAGACUGGUUUGCAGCUGAAUCCAAAUCUGAAAUGAAUGACUGGAUUUUGAAGAUCAACUAUGCAUCGUCCUUUAACACAUAUCACAUUGGCAUCCACGGGAUCAGUAACUCUCACACUGAUUUGAAGCACCGACGACACCAGAGUCAGCCAUCGGGUUCAUCUUUGACAGAACUAGCUAACGUAACCAGUAACGGAAGAUCAUCUGCAGAUGUGAAUGAUGAAAAAACCUUCACUACUGAUACAAUAGAUGAAGCUACUGCUGUUAGGGCAGAUGAUGAUGCUUCUUUGGAAGUUUUCGCUUCUCAAAAACAUCGCGAACGAGUGAUUGCUGUUAAACGCAAAAUCAGUAAAAUUGUCAAAGUUCUCGCCGAAAAGGAAAAAGAGCUUGAAGCAGAUGUUAGAACCGGCCGUCAUUUGAAACUACUGGCUCCUAUUCAACCUAGAACUAGGGAAUCGGUAACGGCAGCAGCUAGACUAUUGAUCAAACGACUGGACACUAGUCUUAUCAAUAGAAAGAGACUACAAUGUUACCAUAGUUUGUUUGAACUGGAGCUUCAAGUUGAAACUGACUUCUGCAUGGAACUGGGAAUUGACAUUGAUGAGCUAGAUAACGACAAUGGUGAAGAAGUUGACGAUGUAAACUUAGAAGCAGGCACAGAAGACAAGAUUGAAAGUCCUUCAGAGUCCGAUAAGUCUGGUCCUGAGGAAGAGUCAACCGACAAUGCUGACGAGUCCAGAUCAGAGCCUGAACAGGCAGAGUUGGGUCCUGUUGUUGAGGACGGAGAAGGUACUACGGGCGACAAUAAAGAUGUCAGCAAGUCAACCGAGGAGCUUCCAACCGUCGAAUUACUACCACCUACUAGCACUAGUACUGAUGGUCAAGCCAGACGUAGCUCUGACUCGUCAUUUAUAUUUCAGACAGUGUCGGCAGAUAACGACAGUAUUAGUGACAGCCUUGAAAUCAUUUCCACCAUUAAGAAAAGUACUGAUUCUACGAGUUCAGUUGACAAGCUCAAGGAUAAAUUGACCAUUCCCAAAAGAUCUAGAAGUUCUUCACCAAGACGGGAGGACAAAAACAACAACAACAGUGAGGCACCACCGGCUAAAGAGAGCGGUAAUCAGCGUAGCGUGUCGUUGAUUCGUAAGACAAAUGAUUUCACACUUCUGGGUAAGAAAUUCUCAGUCGUAGAAGUAAACCCCGAAUUUGCUGCAACUCCGAACCACAAUAGAACCACUUCUCAGAGUGUAAAUUACGAACGCAGCAGUUCAGUAGGCACCUCCAUCAAUGAGCUGGAGCCAUCGCCUUCUCUUCAUUCAGCGCUAUCGUCUCUUUCUUGA
Messenger RNA from Sugiyamaella lignohabitans, 1920 nucleotides. RefSeq lists its product as uncharacterized. Bases 1 to 1920 code for a protein of 639 amino acids. The transcript has a single exon. The record is from RefSeq and is a predicted model, not a curated record. Lineage: Eukaryota; Fungi; Ascomycota; Dipodascomycetes; Dipodascales; Trichomonascaceae.